Zootoca vivipara (common lizard) is the source of this 2740-nucleotide messenger RNA. RefSeq names its product xyloside xylosyltransferase 1 (gene XXYLT1). Gene Ontology annotation, molecular function: xylosyl alpha-1,3-xylosyltransferase activity. Lineage: Eukaryota; Metazoa; Chordata; Lepidosauria; Squamata; Lacertidae. Gene Ontology annotation, cellular component: endoplasmic reticulum membrane. The record is from RefSeq and is a predicted model, not a curated record. Gene Ontology annotation, biological process: protein O-linked glycosylation via N-acetylgalactosamine.
CUCCGCGGGAUCGGGAUGCUGGCGCUGCGCCAGGGAGGUAGGCGCCUCGCCCGGAGACCCUCCUCCUCCUCCUCCUCCUCCUGCGCUGCCGGGUCCGCCUCUUCUCGUCCCUCUCCUCCGCCUCUUCCGCUGCCGCCGCCGCCGCCGACCAUGGCGCGUCUGGUCGGGUCUCCGGCGUCUCUGCUGCGACCCCCUCCGUGCGCGCUGGCGGCGGCGGCGGCGCUGGCCGUGCUGUGCGCCCUGUACUACGCGCGCUCGCCCGCCUCGCCGGAGCCCCGCGCGCCUCCGCCCGCCGCCUCCGCCGCUGCCCCGGCCGCCGUCGCCUCCGCCGGGGAGAGCAAGGCCAAGGCGGGCGAGGAGCUGCUGGCCUCGGCGGGGCUGGCGGCGGCGGCCGGGGCGGCGGGCGACGCGGAGCUGCACGUGCUGCUGCUGCUGGCCAAGGCGGAGCGCAACGCGUCGCUGCGAUCCAAGGCCGAGGCGGCGCUGCGCUCGCUGGCGCGCUUCGCCAAGCUGGGCCCGCGCCAGGCGCUCGUGCUGCACCUGCUCAGCGACGCGCCCAGCCGUCCCGUCGGAAAGGCCGUCCUCCGCGACGCGCUGCGCAGCGCGCAGUUCCAGCACAAGGUGGUCUUCCACGACGUGGACGUGGUGGCGGAGAAGCUGCUUCCCCUCGUGGAGGCCAUGCAGAAGCUCUUCAGCGCCGGCGCCGGCACCUACUAUGGCGACUCGCUCUUCUUCCUCUCGCUGGCCAUGCACCGCGUCCUGCCCAAAGAGAUUUCGCGGAUCAUCCAGGUGGAUCUUGAUGUGGAGUACAGGACCAACAUCCGGGAACUUUUUGAAGAGUUUGACAACUUCCCGGAAGGGGCUGUGAUUGGCAUUGCCCACGAGAUGCAGCCUGUCUAUCGGCACCUCUUCUGGCAGUACCGCCAGGAGCACCCGGGGACCAAGGUGGGGGAGCCCCCACCGGACGGCCUCCCUGGCUUCAACAGUGGGGUCCUCCUGCUGAACCUGGAGGCCAUGCGCCACUCGGAGCUCUACAACCGCCUGCUGGAGCCGGGCGCCGCCCAGCACCUGGCGGACCAGUUCCACUUCCGGGGCCACCUGGGCGACCAGGACUUCUUCACGCUGGUGGGCAUGGCUCACCCGGAGCUCUUCCACGUCCUCGACUGCACCUGGAACCGGCAGCUCUGCUCCUGGUGGCGUGAGCACGGCUACCGCGAUGUCUUUGACCGCUACUUCCACUGCGACGGCCACGUCAGGAUCUACCACGGCAACUGCAACACGCCCAUCCCCCAGGAGUAGCCCCUGGCUGGCCAGGGGGAGUUUGGGGGGCAGCAGCUGUGCUGUGGGCACUGCAGGGCUCUCGCCAUGUCUCUUUGCCUGAUGCUGACUCCCACCAAGUGGAGGCUGCUCCCUUUCCCUUGCACACAGCUGGGGUCUACCUGGGAGGAAUCCUUUUGGGCCUUGCAGGAAGGAUGCUGAGCCAGGUGUGUUCUGCCAGCAGGCAGCUAUUGUUGUUUUGGGACACAGACACUGCAGGGAGACGGAGGCUGGGCAUUUCCCUGGCAGCUGCCUGGAGACUGUGAACAUUUCCCCCUUGACUGCAGAGUUCAGCCAUCCACGUUCAGAUCUUGGCUGCAGCACACGUGCCCAGCAAGGCAGCAGGAGCGUGGCCCCUGCAGCAAGGACAGCUUCUUGCAGACCAAGCCUGCAUUCUGCAGAGAUCCAUUGGCCCCCAGUUGUACUAGAGUGCUCAGCCCUCUGCCCUGGCCGUCCUCACCAACAUCCUUUGGGGCUGUGGGGAAAAGGCCCUGCUGCCCUUUGGGCCAAGGGGAAAGUGUGGGGCUGAGAGGCCUUGUCCUGGGGGGAUGGUGUGGCUCUUCUGCCGUCAGGCAGUGGGGCAGGGGGAGAGACCUGGAGGGCGAAGGAGAGGGUUAGGGUUAGGGUGCCAGGAGUCUCUUGUCCCUUCUGCAGGGGCAGAAUAAAAUGCAUUCCAACAGGCCCAGCAUGUCUCUCACCUCUGGGGAAAGCGGGCUGGGGGGAGAGGGGUCUGCAGCAGGGAAACGAAAUGGCUUGCUGGAAGUCAGACCUGGCUGCCGCCUCAUGUGGCUUCCAGGCCUCUUUUUGAUGAGGAAUGGAAAGCUGUCCAAAUGGAGAGAAGUAGAAAGCGAAGUCCCCCAAGGAACAGAAUUGGGGCCUGUGCUUCUUAAGCUUAAGGGUCUAGACCAGUGUUUCCCAAACUUGGGUUUCCAGCUGUUUUUGGACUACAACUCCCAUCAUCCACAGCUAGCAGGACCAGUGGUCAGGGAUGAUGGGAAUGGUAGUCUGAAAACAGCCGGAGACCCAAGUUUAGGAACACACAGAGCCAGGGGUGAGCAGGGAGGGGGGCAAGUUUGCUGGCGACACUAAAUUGUUCAGGGGGGUUCAACAAAAAGAGAUUGUGAAGAGCUCCAAAAGGAUCUCUCCAAGCGUAGUGAAGGGGCUGCAACGUGGCAAGUGCAAUUUUCUGUGGUAAACGAGUGUAUGGUGUUUUGGGUUCCCACAGAAAAUGUUGAUUUCACAUCCACACUUGUGGGGCCUGAACUGGUGGUGAAGACCAGGAGUGGGUCCUCUGGGUUGUAGCACAGAGAGCAAAAGAGAUUUUGGACCCAUGUGCGACAGCCAUGAAAAAGGCAAAUGCCACGCUAGGGAUCAUCAGGGAAGGAAUUGAAAAUAAAGCUACGGACAUAGUGCUAUUUACAAA